UACACAACUAAGCACACACAUACAUACAAGCACAUACACACACAAAGCAUUUAAACACGUAAAAGCGCACAGUCAACAGCGCGCAAACAGCCGCCGUGUCGUUGCAAGUUUGUCGCGGUCCAGUUCAGUCAGCGAAAUUUGACACUGAUUUGCGCUAAUUUAAUGAUUUUCACUUGUUAACUGCCGCUGUCUGCUUCUCAACCCCCGCAGUCCAUCUCCCUCCGCUGCUGAAAUUGCCUCUGAGUGUGUGUGUGAGUGCGCGUAUCGUUGUGCGUUUGAACGCAAGGUGUGCCAACGAGCGCAUUACAAUGCUUAACUAUCACGAACCACAACAUCUACAGCAACAACAACAGCAACAACAACAACACCAUCAGCAACGGCAGUCACAGCCACAGCCGCCAUUACCACAAUUGAGUAGCUCAAUUGCUAGCAUCGACAAUUUCUAUUACCCACAAACGGCAAACGUGCCAACUCUGCUGACAUUACAAAAUCCUACUAAUGCUGCUGGCGGCGGCAGUGGCGGCGGCGGCAGCAAUCGCGGCACGAGAGGCAGCACGUCGUCAACGUUAUCGGUAUCCGUAUCGGCAUCAUCGUUGGAUCAUCUGCACAGUCUGACGCAGCAUAAUGCUUUCGGCGUGCAUAAUUGCAAUAAUAACAAUAAUAGCAGCAACAACAACAGUAGUAGCAACAACAACAGUAGCAGCAGCAACAACUGCAAUAUCAAUACCAUUGAUAUGAGUCCAAACUCAACUGCCGCCAACACUGGUUAUAAUCAUCAGCAACAACAACAACAACAUCAGCAACAACAACUACAACUCCUUCAACCACCUCACCACCCACAUACAGAUGCCAUAGCCGUCGGCGGUGGUAGUGCCCUAGGCUGUAGCAACUCCUGUUCACCGAAUGAGAUGACAAAAAUCGAAGACAACAACAACUAUCCUUCUUUACACACCGUCGUUGAUGCCGACGGCAAUAAACAUUCUGAGAACGUGAAACGUUUCUCUGUGAACAAUUUGUUAGAAUUGGCCAAUGAUUGCCGCAUUUCAGGCAAAUUGCAACAUCAGCACCAGCAGCACCAACAGCAUCAGCGGCAACAUCGUCACGAGCCAAUGGAGGAUGAUUUGGAUGACACGCAAAUCAAUGAUUUAGAUGACAGCUUUCGUAGCAGCAAUGAUGAUUAUCCCGACACGUCCAACUUAAUGGACAUAACACACACGCACCCGACGCAUCAGCAGUCACAAAUUCAGCAACACGCACAGCACAUGCCGAAUCAUCACGCUGCGCACUUUCAGCUGCAUCAUAAUCAACAACAGCAAAACCAGCCGGGCGGAGGUGCAUCCACAAACCAACAACACUCGCGCAAACCACGACGUAAUCGCACCACAUUCACCUCUAGCCAAUUGACGGCAUUGGAGAAAGUCUUCGAACGUACUCACUAUCCGGAUGCAUUUGUGCGCGAGGAGUUGGCCACCAAGGUGGGUCUGAGCGAGGCACGUGUACAGGUCUGGUUUCAAAAUAGACGAGCAAAAUUUCGUCGCAAUGAACGCAGUUCUACCAGUGGACGCUCCAUAUUGGCGAGUACACCACAGCCAGUGCCGCCCAUCACAGUUACGCACAAAUUCGAUAAAGCCAUCGCCGCUGCUGCUGCUGGUGGUGGUGGUGGUGGUGCAGGUGCAGGUGGAUUUUUUCAUCAGCAAAUGGAUCAUGCAGCCGCAGCAGCAGCCGCAUACACAUUGAACUUUCCCACAUUGGGCAUGUAUUCAUCUGCAGCGGUGGCUGCCGCAGCGGCAAAAAAUUAUGCAAAUUCCUAUAAUGCAUUUGGUGCUGGCACAGCGGUUGGCGCUGGUGCGGAUAGCCUUACUGCUGGUGUAGGUGGCAGUGGUGCUGUUGGGGUAGGUAUUGGAGGAGGCUGUGGCUUCUUUGGUUCUUCGAAUUAUUGCACGCCGGCGACUGGUUAUCAACACAGUUAUGCACCGCUGCGGUAUAAAGGAGCGCAGGGAUUUUCCGCGCUGUGAAGAAGGAGACGAAG
Ceratitis capitata (Mediterranean fruit fly) is the source of this 2029-nucleotide messenger RNA. Its product is annotated as homeobox protein 5. The record is from RefSeq and is a predicted model, not a curated record. Bases 309 to 2015 code for a protein of 568 amino acids. The transcript has 3 exons. Gene Ontology annotation, biological process: regulation of transcription by RNA polymerase II. Gene Ontology annotation, molecular function: DNA-binding transcription factor activity, RNA polymerase II-specific; RNA polymerase II transcription regulatory region sequence-specific DNA binding. NCBI's taxonomy places the organism in Eukaryota, Metazoa, Arthropoda, Insecta, Diptera, Tephritidae.